AUGCAGAUUCUCAGUCCACCACGUCUGAUUCGCACCAUCGACAUUGCCGAUAGGGCCACGUCAGUCCGUCAAGUCGAAAACCAUCUACAUGGAGCUCUUGUUUCUAUUGACUUGGAUUGCUCUGAGAAUCUUUUCUAUGGUCACAAGAACCUUGUUGUCAAAUUUUGCCUCUCCUUCACGACACGACACCAAGAUGGAUUUCACAAGUCUGUUGCUAUCAAGAAAGCAAAAGUCGGCUACUUCAGGCCCGACAACGAUAUCAGGAAGAUGAUCACGGCCGCUUCUCAACCAACCCCUCCUGGAAUUGAAGGUCAUAACAUGUUCAAGGAAGGAAGGGUGGAAGUCAAGAUGCAACAAGUCCAGGGCGUCAGCAGCAUCAGAAUUGUUGUGCUCUUGGACGCUUAUCCGUCGAACAUGGAACUCUCUGCACAUCUCUCCACACCCCCUACCCCAAACGAAGUGGCUCAGCCGAGCCGUGCUUUCAUGAGUGCUUCUCGUGCUUUUAACGCGUCAUCUCCCGAUGACGAAAGGCUGCAACGACUUCUGUGCUGGACAGCCGCCCUGGGCUAUAAGAAGCUUUUCGCAGCAUAUCUUGACCAAGGGCCAUCUGUUCUCAUCAUGGAGGAUGAAUUAGGAUGGACACCCUUCUCUUUGGCUGCCUUCAGCGGCCGGGGCUCAGUGAUCCAGCUGGCUUUACAAAGAGGCGGUACGCUAAGCUCCAGGAAGAAGACAGCCAAGGGACCUUCGCCACUCGAAGCCGCUGCAAGAAGUCAGGAUCCAAACAUCUUCAAUACAUUUCUGAAGACACUCAAAUAUCUCAAAGACUUGGAGAGUGAUCUACCCGAGAAACUGCCUAAGCCUGACAAUUUACCUGAGCUUACGGACAACGAAUUGGAAGAAGAGCUCGAGGGAGCAGUCAGUGGCGAGCAGAUGUCGACCGUUCGAAGAUUGGUCGAAUUGCUCCAGCCUGAAGAGGACAGGGCCAAAGCCAACUGGCUAGCCCAGAGAAUGGUGCAGGCCGCAGCGGGAGGAGACCUUUGUCUUGUUCAGGUUUUGAAAUCGCGCGGUGCAGACGUCAACUGCAAAGUCCCAGGGGGAACUAGAGGAAGGCCUGAUGCGCAGUUCAACCGUGCCGGUGGACAAACGACGACGCCAUUGAUGGAAGCGAUCUGGAACGACAUGGUCCACGUCGCAGAGUUCCUUAUCAUUCACGGCGCAGAGGAUGAUGAGGCACUGCGCACCGCCGUUAGGAAAAAACAGCAUAACACGAUUCGAGCACUGUUACAUGCCGGAACACCGGUAACAGAAGCAGCGAGACAAGAGCUAAUCAACAUCGCAUCCGCCGAGAAAGAUUCAACGACUCUGAUGCUGCUCAAAUUGGAAAAAGGCACCGGAAAGUUGGCAACCUACAACAACUUGCAUCGAGACGUCGAUGAAUUAUUCGAAGCGACAGUUGUUGAUUUCUACGACAACAAACCACCGACAUUCGAAGAGCUUACUGUAGACGCGUUGAUGCAGAAGAGAGAGAACUACUUUGAACGGAACGAGACGUCCUUCAAAUGGUUUCAUCUUCCAGCAAACAAUAUGAAGUGGGCGGAGGCUUUGAUCGGUAAGAUCCAUCAUGAAGACCCUGCAGCAACUUCCAAGGUCUUGGAUCCAAAGCGAUGGGCGAAGAGGCAGCAUGAAGGAGAGCUCGGUUCCGCACAUGCACGCUUCAUGAUCCCAGCGUGCCACGACUUCUCAGAGGCUUUCAAGCAUAAGAAGAGUGAGGCUAACAUUCUUGGCUUCCUUUGGCCCCUCCAAAUGGCUGAUGCAAAAACAGAACUUGGCCAUGAGAACCCCGAUAGACACGUGCUUCUCUUCAUCACCACUGACCUAGAGCGACGGUUUCAGAUGCCUUAUCUUCAUUGGGAUGAGGAGUGGAAAAUGCGAGAAAGAGCAAGACUGAUUGCCAAAAAUUCGCCCGGAAUGCGGUGGGAAGAGAUUCCAGAGGAAGAACGGAAGCCAAAAAGGGAGGAGUUGCUCUUGAGAAGAUAUCUCUUCGAAGAAGCCAGUCCGAAUCCGAAUUCCCGCCAUGUCCUCCAUGUUCGAAGGACUCUGGACCAGUCGUUAUAUCACAACCUGAAAGAUACAAGGAUUCGAGAUGGCGAUCAAGCUGUUCACCGAUAUCAGAGCAGUGACGGGAACAAGAAGCAACGGCCUAUCAUCAUGGUUGACCAACUUUGGCUAUGGAUUCUCGUGGGACCAUCUGGAAAGGCGGAUACAGUCGUCACGUGCUUUUCAUCUAGAGACUGGUACGACGUUGGAAUGGACACAGACGCACCGCUUCUGGACGAGAGACGUACUACGGACGUCUUACAGAUCACCAAAUCUUACCUUCAGCAGAGACCCAAUGCCGUCAAGUCACCAUAUGAUCUCGCGGGAGUAAUUGCCAGCAGAUGUUCAAGAGCGCUGCUAGACCAUUCUUCCGAUAUGCUCAACUUCGCAGAAGUCUAUGAGAACUCCAUCAGUUCCAUCAUGGAUGAAGAAGCAGCUCUCUUCAACACGUUCAACACCCUGAUGCAAACUCGGAGCAAGGUGUACGAACAGGCAAGUAAGCCGAAUGAGACCGAGAAUGGGCCUGGGAUCGAGAAUGCUACCGACGGCACCCCCUUGUUACAACGAGUCAAUUCCAACAAAGAUUUCCCAAAAACCAUCAAGGACGACUUGGACACACUUGAGUCAAUCCUCAAAGAGCUUCAUAAGUCGAAGCAGGAUGAGACCAGGGAGCCUGAUAACGCGUGGUGGACCCAGAUGUUCUACCGGCGGAGGCCCGAAUCCCAACACAGCCAGGCAGACGGGAUUUUGCAGGGCAGGAAGCACUCAAUUGAGAGUUCGGAACAACAUUGUAUCAACUACCGCGCGUACGCCCGAGACAGGGAGAUCCCGGAUGACGAUGACCUGAAGCGGCUGAGCAAAGAAACCGGCGAAGCCAAAAUAAACCAUCUGAUCGCCCUUCUCGAGAAAUUUGGACGAUUCUAUGUUCUCGACAUUACCAGAGAAAUAACCCUCCUUCGGCUGAUCAAAGACAUUCAAGAUGAAUUGGCAAUGAUGGAAAAGGUUUUUGCAGAGCAACAAGAGCUUCUCGAAUCUCUGGGCCUCAUUAUCCAUACCAUGGACCGGCACAAUCCAGACCUCAACGAUCCAGUGCACACCUCAAGUCCGAACACAAACUUGAGCUGUCGCAGUGGCGCGGAAAGAAGCCGCACUGGGGAGAGUCAGAACCUGCUCAUGGACCGCGCGCACUACGACUACGACAGCGAUGAUGACGAACUGCUUGGGGAUGAGUUUUUCGCGACUGCCAGGUCUCCUGGUACAGUGUCCCAGAACUCCAACAACAAGUCGAUCAAACAAACGCAAAGCGUGAUUUGGGGAGAUCUUCGACAGAGGCAGAAUCUACCUCUUCGAACCAUAACCAGACAUCACAAACAAAUCAGAAGGAUGUAUGAGCGUGCAAAGAACACCAACUCAGCGUUCUUCUGGGGGAAAAGGCUAACAGGGACCUUUUCACAGCUGAACACGCUCGUUGAUCUGAAACAGAAGCAGAACAACAUGAUUGACACUCGGACUGCCCGUCUCCAAGCCGAGCAAUCACACCUUAUGACGCUAGAGGCUGAGAAACAGGGCAGGACGCUGAUGGUCUUCACUAUCGUGACUAUUAUCUUUCUACCUUUGUCUUUUAUUGCCGCCUUCUUUGCGAUUCCUGCCAAGGAAUUUGACAACAGCAGCUUGACGUUGGGUUAUGUAUCAAAGGUCACAUACUCAGCCGGUUUUCACUGCCUAAAGUUUGUCGCAAUUACUACCUACAAGCAUCGGCCCGAUUCACAUACUUAG
Molecule: messenger RNA, 3873 nt
Organism: Trichoderma reesei QM6a
Lineage: Eukaryota; Fungi; Ascomycota; Sordariomycetes; Hypocreales; Hypocreaceae
Exons: 9
Coding region: 1-3873 (1290 amino acids)
Biological process (GO): metal ion transport; transmembrane transport
Cellular component (GO): membrane
Molecular function (GO): metal ion transmembrane transporter activity; protein binding
Source: RefSeq, a predicted model, not a curated record